Messenger RNA from Aspergillus tanneri, 411 nucleotides. RefSeq lists its product as uncharacterized. The record is from RefSeq and is a predicted model, not a curated record. The coding region runs from base 1 to 411 and encodes 136 amino acids. Lineage: Eukaryota; Fungi; Ascomycota; Eurotiomycetes; Eurotiales; Aspergillaceae. The transcript has 2 exons.
AUGUUCGAGCGUCGCGCAGCGGACCGCUAUCGUCUGCGUAUGCACCGUGCCCGCACGGUUGCGCUGACCUCCGACGAGAUCGUGGAAGUGCGAGCUGCCCAGCGGACAUUCGAAGGCGCCUAUGUGCGCACUGCUCUCUCCCAAUUCUCCUUCGCCCUCGUCGUCCUCAAGAUCUUCACCAACGAGUUCUACAGUACCGGGGCGCUGUUUGCCAUCUACGGUACCGGCGUGCUCAUCAUCGGUCUCUUCCGCCGCCAACAGGGCAAUCGGCAAUUCUUCGCGGAGGUGGGAGAAGAUGGCAUCCAUCGUCACAAGUUCCGAACGAGCGGCAAUGCCGUCCUGGUGCUGACGGCCCUGAGUAUCGCCGCCUAUGUCACUCUGAUCGCUCUCACCAUCCGCCUCGAUCACUAG